Molecule: messenger RNA, 1773 nt
Organism: Prosopis cineraria
Lineage: Eukaryota; Viridiplantae; Streptophyta; Magnoliopsida; Fabales; Fabaceae
Product: glutathione S-transferase TCHQD
Exons: 4
Coding region: 485-1288 (267 amino acids)
Molecular function (GO): glutathione transferase activity
Source: RefSeq, a predicted model, not a curated record
AAGGGAGAGCGAGUGGCUUUACGCGUUUAGGAGUCGCGGUUGGUUGUGUGGAAUCUUCCCUCUCGCUGUACCAAAUUGUUGCGUUCUGUUUCGUGCUCCCUCGCACCCUGUCUUCAUAGCUCUUGCACUCUCAGCCUUUCUGGCCAUCAUUCGCCUUCCUUCGUUUUUCGUUAUUAUAUUUUCCUAUACGCCUCCUUUUUUACUUGGGCUCCGGAAGCCUUUUCGCUUAGAUGUUUGCUUCAUCUAUUUUCUCGCCCCUGCAGAACACUCAAGUGAUUGGGUCAACGCUGAUUGGUUUCUACACCCAGUGAUAUUUACCGUGACUAGCGAAAGCUGCUUAUUUAUAUUUCCCCUUUGUGUCGCCCCGUUGAAUUUGAUAAGACAUCAACGUGCUAUCUCUAUGCCUUCUGUGUGAUCUUGGGAGUUGGUGCAACUUCGCUUGAUAUUUAGCAGUAAAUGCAACAUCCUCUGAGCUGAUAACAGAAUGCAUUUAUAUCAUCAUCCUUUUGAUUUGGACAGCCAGAAGGUGAGGCUUGCAUUGGAAGAGAAAGGCAUUGAUUAUACGUCUCACCAUGCCAAUCCCAUUACAGGCAAGAAUUUGGAUGCCUCAUUCUUCCAGAUGAAUCCCAGUGGGAGGCUACCUGUUUUCCAAAAUGGUUCCCACAUCCUUUACGAGACUAUCGAUAUAAUCAAGUACAUAGAAAGAAUUGCUAAGGUUUCCUCUGGCGCUGAGCAUAUGAGUGUCAGUGGCGGGGAAGUUGUUGAAUGGAUGAGAAAGAUACAAGAGUGGGAUCCCAAGUUUUUCACGCUCUUUCAUAUACCAGAUAAAUAUCGCAUCUAUAGCUCCAAGUUUAUAAGGCGGGUGGUGAUUGCUCGAAUGUCUGAAUCCCCGGAGCUGGCUGGAGCUUACCACAGGAAGUUGAGAGAAGCUUAUCAGACUGAAGAAAAGUUAAAAGACCCUGAUGUGUUGCGGAGGAGCAAGGACCACUUGGUUAUGCUUCUUGAUGAAGUGGAGAGGCAACUAAGUGAAACGCCUUACUUAGCAGGUCAAGAUUUCACCAUGGCCGAUGUGAUGCUCAUUCCUGUAUUGGCUCGCUUAAUGCUCUUGGAUUUAGAACAUGAGUACAUAGCUGACAGGCCAAACAUUGCCGAGUACUGGCUGUUGGUUCAGCAGAGGCCUAGCUAUAAAAAAGUGAUUAGCAAGUAUUUUGAUGGUUGGAGAAAGCACAAAAUGUUGUUGAAAACGUGGUGCUGUGUUCGCAUUAGAAGCUGGCUAAAGAAAUAUUAGUGAAUACACAUAUAUGACUCGGUUGGGCGACUAAAUGAAUAGCCUUUUGUAUUUUUUAAGAAAAAGGAGCAUUCACAAUAUACUUUUUUUGCCUCAUACGUGAAAGUGACUAGUCUACCCUGGAAAAAGACAAGUCGUUUCGCAGGAAAAAGAAAAGGUGACUUGUUUUUUGGAUUUGUUCCAGAAUGAGAUGAGAGAGGAACUAAAGGAAUUGAGGUCAGGCUACUGAAGGAUCAUGCGGUUGCCGUGUUAUCCGUGAGCAGAUAAUAAAGAUACAGCAAAUUUAUGUUUGUAACCAAUUAUAACUAUUCCUUCUCCAUGAUAUGUUUCUCAUGUUGUGCUGAUAAUUUAAGUUCGCCUUUUCUCAAGGCACCUUCUACUUGUAUGACAUUUUCGUCUUGAUUUGUUCAAAACCAAACAUCAACCAUGCCUUGUCUUGGCAAUCCUAUUUCAAUGAAGAAUUAUACUUAACGGUAAUUACAAUA